Messenger RNA from Mycena citricolor, 1189 nucleotides. Lineage: Eukaryota; Fungi; Basidiomycota; Agaricomycetes; Agaricales; Mycenaceae. The record is from the annotation of a GenBank genome assembly.
AUCUCAUCCUAUCUUACACAUUCCCGCAACGAUGAUUAUGCCAAAGACAAUGACGCACUCGACCAUCGUACUGCAGCCGAGCGCGGGCAACGAAUCCAAUGCAGUCAGUCAGUUGUACUUUUAUCCCGACGGCGCGAGGGAGCCCUCUAUCAGCAUGACCCUGAGGAAACCCGGGUACGCGGGCUGUGUGCUGUACCACAACUAUGUGUCCCCCGCGGACGAUACCCUGCUCGCGCGCAUCGUCGACGAGCCGCUCGUGAUGACCUACGGCCAGCACCGGUGCCACUUCCAGUGGCCCGCCGGACAGAAUGUUUACGAAGGCGGGUACCGGCGUUUCCCGGGGACAUCGGCCAGACAGUUCAACUGGACACCGGAGGACUCGGAAAUGCCUCUCAUCACGUUCAAUCUUGAGCCGGAUCAAUCAUGGAAGAUCGAGAUACCCGACUACGCUAGCUCGGCCGAGCUCGCUGUGUGCCGAUCGAGGGACUGCAUCUCCUGGAGGGCGACGUUCAAACUCGCGUCGAUGUCGCGCGAGGCGGCGGAGUGGGUGUGCGAGCUGCUGGACUACGCCGUGUUUGUGCCGAUCGUCCUGUUCAAGUACGGCGUGCCGGAGAAUCUGUGAGGCUGGCUGCUCAUCAUGACGCAUGUGCGUGCCACGUUGGAUAUAUUUACGAGUGGCUUAUGGACUGUAUACUGCAUUCUUCAUAUGUACUUCUACCAUUAUACAAGUGUAUCUGUUCUUGAUCUCAAACUUGUUCUUGGAUUGGAGACGUGUUUUUGUGUAUGUAAGGGCGAGGGCCGCAGAUGUAUGCUUGUGGAUCAGAUACUGCAUUCUUCAUAUAUAUUUCAUCCUAACCCUACAGUGUCUCGAUAUCGAUCACGUAUCGUAUUGUAUUACCAGCCGUGAGCCCAAGCAUUCCCGGAAGAGUCCGAGCCCCAUCAGUACGUGCGCUAAACACAGUUUAGCACGUGUCGCUGGAUUCUCGAUGUUGAACUUCGACUAGCAACGGGCAACAUGAAUUAGCCGAGGGACCCACUGGAGCCCCGCCAGAGUCCCGCACACCGCUAAAGGACUCCCGCUGGAUUCAGUCCCGCUUGGGGUGGGUUCACGCGAGGCUCGAACCUUCGACCUCCUCGAUCUCAACGAAUGUCAAUGCAGCGACUGAUGCAACAGGUUGGGAGAUCUUGC